This is a messenger RNA of Erinaceus europaeus (western European hedgehog), 2451 nucleotides long. RefSeq names its product threonyl-tRNA synthetase 1 (gene TARS1). The record is from RefSeq and is a predicted model, not a curated record. Gene Ontology annotation, biological process: threonyl-tRNA aminoacylation. Gene Ontology annotation, molecular function: threonine-tRNA ligase activity; ATP binding. The coding region runs from base 135 to 2306 and encodes 723 amino acids. NCBI's taxonomy places the organism in Eukaryota, Metazoa, Chordata, Mammalia, Eulipotyphla, Erinaceidae. Gene Ontology annotation, cellular component: cytoplasm. The transcript is spliced from 19 exons.
UGCAUCAGCUGGUCUUUGCGGGCCACGUGGCGCACGCGCAGUUCUCCCGGGGGUACAAGCCCACCUGUGUCCACCUUCCGCGGUGCCUUGAUCUGAUUGUGACUUCGCGGUUGCUUCCUUUCCUCUUCUCGCAGAUGUCCGAAGAGAAGGCGAGCAGCCCUUCGGAGAAGAUGGGAGGCGAGGAGAAGUCGGUUGGUGCUGGUGAGGAGAAAAGAAAAGAAGGAGGCAAGAAGAAGAACAAAGAAGCAUCUGGGGAUGGAGGAAGAGCAGAGUUGAACCCUUGGCCUGAAUAUAUCGACACUCGUCUUGAGAUGUAUAAUAAACUAAAAGCAGAACAUGAUUCCAUUCUGGCAGAAAAGGCAGAAAAAGCUAGCAAGCCAAUUAAAGUCACCUUGCCGGAUGGUAAACAAGUAGAUGCAGAAUCCUGGAAAACUACACCCUAUCACAUAGCUUGUGGAAUUAGUCAAGGCCUCGCUGACAACACUGUUAUUGCUAAAGUGAAUAAAGUUGUGUGGGACCUGGACCGACCUCUGGAGGAAGACUGUACCUUGGAACUUCUCAAGUUUGAGGCUGAAGAGGCUCAAGCUGUCUAUUGGCACUCAAGUGCUCACAUAAUGGGUGAAGCCAUGGAAAGAGUCUAUGGUGGAUGUUUGUGUUAUGGGCCACCAAUAGAAAAUGGAUUUUACUAUGACAUGUACCUCGAAGAAGGGGGUGUGUCCAGCAAUGAUUUCUCUUCUCUGGAGGCCUUAUGUAAGAAAAUCAUUAAAGAAAAGCAAGCGUUUGAAAGACUGGAAGUAAAGAAGGAAACUUUAUUAGAAAUGUUUAAGUACAACAAGUUCAAAUGCCGGAUAUUGAAUGAAAAAGUAAAUACUCCAACCACCACAGUCUAUAGGUGUGGCCCCUUGAUAGAUCUCUGCCGGGGUCCUCAUGUUAGACACACUGGCAAAAUUAAGACUUUAAAAAUACACAAAAAUUCCUCCACAUACUGGGAAGGCAAAGCAGAUAUGGAGACGCUCCAGAGAAUUUAUGGCAUUUCAUUUCCAGAUCCUAAAAUGUUGAAAGAGUGGGAGAAGUUUCAAGAGGAAGCUAAAAAUCGAGAUCAUAGGAAAAUUGGGAGGGACCAAGAACUAUACUUCUUCCAUGAACUCAGCCCUGGAAGUUGCUUUUUCCUGCCAAAGGGAGCUUAUAUUUAUAAUACACUUAUUAAUUUCAUUAGGAGUGAAUAUAGGAAGCGAGGAUUCCAGGAGGUGGUCACCCCAAAUAUCUAUAAUAGCCGCCUCUGGAUGACGUCGGGCCACUGGCAGCAUUAUAGUGAAAACAUGUUCUCUUUUGAGGUGGAGAAGGAGCUGUUUGCCCUGAAACCCAUGAACUGCCCAGGACACUGCCUUAUGUUUGAUCAUCGGCCAAGAUCCUGGCGAGAGCUACCUCUGCGUGUAGCCGACUUUGGGGUACUUCACAGGAACGAGCUGUCAGGAGCUCUCACAGGACUCACCCGGGUGCGAAGAUUCCAACAGGAUGACGCUCACAUAUUCUGUGCCAUUGAGCAGAUCGAAGAUGAAAUCAAGGGUUGUUUGGAUUUUCUCAGGACAGUAUAUAGCAUAUUUGGAUUUUCCUUUAAAUUGAACCUAUCUACUCGCCCAGAAAAAUUUCUUGGAGAUAUUGAAGUAUGGAAUCAAGCUGAGAAACAACUUGAGAACAGUCUGAAUGAAUUUGGUGAAAAAUGGGAGCUAAACCCUGGAGAUGGUGCUUUUUAUGGCCCAAAGAUUGACAUUCAAAUUAAGGAUGCCAUUGGUCGGUACCACCAGUGUGCCACAAUCCAGUUGGAUUUUCAGUUGCCCAUCAGAUUUAAUCUUACCUUUGUAAGUCAUGAUGGUGAUGAUAAGAAAAGGCCAGUGAUUGUCCACAGAGCCAUCUUGGGGUCAGUGGAAAGAAUGAUUGCUAUCCUCACUGAAAACUAUGGUGGCAAAUGGCCCUUUUGGCUGUCUCCUCGCCAGGUGAUGGUUGUUCCAGUGGGACCAACAUGUGAUGAAUAUGCCCAAAAGGUCCAGCAACAAUUCCAUGAUGCAAAAUUCAUGACGGACAUUGAUCUGGAUCCAGGCUGCACUUUAAAUAAGAAGAUCAGAAAUGCACAGUUAGCACAGUAUAACUUCAUUCUAGUUGUUGGUGAAAAAGAGAAAAGCAGUGGCACUGUUAACAUUCGCACGAGAGAUAACAAGGUACAUGGAGAACGCACCAUUUCUGAAACCAUUGAGCGACUACAGCAUCUCAAGCAGUCCCACAACAAACAGGCCGAAGAAGAAUUUUAAAAAAGAUAUUUGUCCAGGUUGGCUCAGUUGAGAGGGUCAAGCUCUGUUUUAAAAAAAAAUAUUUGUAAAAUAUUAAAAAAGAUAUUUGUCCAGGUUGGCUCAGUUGAGAGGGUCAAGUUCUGUAAUAUAUACUCUGGAAAACAUC